Molecule: messenger RNA, 5598 nt
Organism: Misgurnus anguillicaudatus (oriental weatherfish)
Lineage: Eukaryota; Metazoa; Chordata; Actinopteri; Cypriniformes; Cobitidae
Source: RefSeq, a predicted model, not a curated record
CCUUUUUAAACAAAUUAUUAACAUAAUUCAUCUACUUUUAUCUCAACUAUUAAACAUUAACCUUACGAUUUUUCGUGUUUAUUAAAAAAUGAUGUAACCGUUUAUUUUGAAGCCCGUUGAAACGUCAAUCAUAAUCUGAGAUAAUUUCUGUGCAUCAUGGCACCAGACCGCCAGGUGGAGAAAUUGGUGGAUGAGGCUCUCAAGCACAAGAACUUUCAGCCUCUGGAAAGUUUCCUCCAAAAUGACGUCAAGGAGGGCAGCAGUUUUCAAUGUUCCAGACAGUUUGUCACUAAACUGGACAAGCUCUUUCUCAGGGAGCUGGACAUUGGAAAUGUGAUUAAUGCUUGUUUGGUGCUUACCAUUCUACAUAAGUGUAACGAGAUGCUGGUCUUUCCUGGGGGCGGGGGGAUGUCUGUGAUGAUAACUCAAGGGCUUGUUAAAAAGAUGGUGCAGUGGUUUGAGAGAGCAAGAAGGCUGUGGGUGGAGACGGGAUCUUCGAGAAAUGAGACAUUGAUAAAGCUCACAGAGGACUUUUUUGAUGCACUGAUGGCUGUUCAUGAAAGUUGUAAAGAGGGUAAAUUUGAAGUUACCGAAUCUCUCCUCAAUCACAUUUGCAAACUGGCCUCUGAUGACAAAAUAAAUGUCAUGAUCCAGAAAGAGGCAGCAAGGAAACUUAAUCUAAUUCUAGCAAAGAUUCCUACGGAGCUAAAAAAGAAGAAGAUAUUGUCAUCUCAGGAGGCCACAAAUGUGAUGAGUGAUGUGGCCAGUCGAAUCCUUAAAGGUGGAGAUUUUGACCUACAGGUUUCUUUAAUGGAGGUUCUCUGCAGAAUGACUUCUCCAGCUCAAAGGAAUGAACUGGCUGAACACUGGUUUACCAUGACGUUUGUGUCAUCUGCAUUCAAGAAGAUCAAGGAAUCUGAAUUUGAGACUGACUGCAGAAGGUUUCUCAAUAUGGUGAAUGGGAUGCAAGGAGAUAGGAAAAGUGUGUACUCCUACCCUUGUCUUGAGGCAUUUUUGGACAAACAUGAGCUGCUCAUGCCAGUGGAUGAAAACCUUGAAGCAUUCUGGAUUGACUUUAACCUUGGUAGUCAAAGCAUCUCUUUUUACUUCUCUAUGUCUGACAUGGAUGCCCAGGAUGGUCAGUGGGACACUCUGUGUAUAGCUGAAAAUGAAGUUCGCAGUUACACAGUGGAAGAGAAGAAUGGAAGAAAAGUUCUUGAUCUGGUUUUGAUUGAUCCAGUUAGCAUUGGCCGCUUGGAGGGCUCCAGAGUCACCAUUAAAUUCAGCUCUUCCCUAGACAUCCUGCAAGCCACUGAGAAAGUUUAUGGUCAGGCUAAAAACAAAAGGCCUUAUAGGAAGGCUCCCUCUGUUGUAGAAAUACCAGUUCACGUCAACUUAACCUCACAGGAAUGUUCACAGGUUCUUGUUCUUGAAAGUCAAGUGUCCCCCUCUCAGCGCAAAGAUGAAAGGGUGUCCAACUCAGUUAGGCAUGGCUGUCCUAUCCAGUCUCUCACACAUCAAACACCAGAUAAAAACAAGAUGGUAACUCCAGUAAAGAUGAAGGUAUCUGAGUCUUGCAUGUAUGUCUCUGGCAGUGUGGGCCGUAAACAGGGCAGCUGUUCUUCCAGCUGUGUGCUGCCUGCAGUGUCAUUGACAAAGGUAAAACCAGCUCUUCAGAUGAUGAGUUCCUCAGAGCGGAAGAGAGAGUUUCAGCUUAGAGAUCUCAUGAUGUCUAAGACAUCUUCCAGUGCAUCCUCAUUCAGCGUUCAAUGUGAGACCAACCAAAAAAAGGCAACAGCAAUUCAAGCACAGUCUACCCCUGCUGUUCAAAAUGUGGACAAACAGCAAAACAAUGGAGGCAAGACUAAACUGGAAAAAUACAACAAGAAGAUCACUUUAGACAAAGUUAUAGAGAUUAUCCAAGCUGACCAACAACACGAAGAGGAGAAUACCGAUAACGGCUUGGUCCCAGACACCCAGCCUGCUGUGAGGAAGGGAAACUAUUUUUCACCAAGUCUCUGGAGUUUAAACUCCUGCAAGGGGAAAACUUCUGCAUGUGGAUCACUGUUAGCUUUACAAAAAGACACCAAUAAGAACCUUGUAUCAGAUGGUGCUUCUCGUCUCCUUCCUCAGCGUCUGUCUCCACCCCAGCGUGUAUUCAGAACCCUGACCCAGAAGCAGCUGCACACCCAACUCACUCAGAGACUGGAGGAGGUGCUGAGGGAGCAGCAGGUACCAGAUGGCCACGCAGCCCAGCAAGCCAAGGAGCGGAGAGGCUCGUCACUGGAUCACAUUGCUCCGGGUCAGGGGAAGGAGAAAAUAAAGAUGUCUAUAAGGUCCUCACCUCCCAGACCUGCACAGCAGAGCAGCACAGAUCCAGGCAAUGCUUCAGAUGCAAACAAACAAAAGAUGGCACACACAACAGACAGUAUGGUGAAGAUGAUAUCCAGUCAUUACAAGAAAAGUGCCAAAGCAGCAUCCCCUGUGCCUGGUGCACAGUUUACCAUCGCACCUACAAACAGAUAUUCCUUCAAUAGAAGCUGGUGUCCAUCUUCAACUGAGAAAACCACAGCAAGGGGAUCAGGCUUGGUCAAAACACUUGAAAAAUCCAAGAGGCCAGUCCAGAGCCUUGAUGAUGUUUAUGCAUUUAAAGAAGAGGACACACCAAAAAUUAAUGUGAAAAAGAGAGCGAAAUCCUCUGAGACAUCCAGAGUAGACAGCAGUGUGCUGAGUAAUUCUUCGACUUGCCCUAAGUCUGUUUUGAAACCUCAGCCUUUAAAGGCUGCUACUAAAAACGUGAAGAAAAAUCUGUUUAGCGAUACAGACACAGAUAAUAUGACCGAGAUCAGCUGGCUCAAAUCAGCCAACAGGAAACCCAAACCUAAAGUGGCAGACUAUAGCAGGCAGCCAGUUAAACCCACGCUCCCAUCAGCCAACUCUGCAUUUAAAUCUCCAUAUACACCUUUAUCAUCACCAAAGCCAGUGAAGGAGCAAAUCAACCCAAAGCUGAAGAGGCAGAAGAAAGUAGCUGAACGGAAAGAGAAUAAACUGCAAGCAAAAAUCACUAAUAGCAAACCCACAGGAAGACCUCAGAGAGCUGCAGCCUCUACUAAAACCUACAAAGUGCCGUCUGUGGACAGCCAGUCCAGCCAAUCAGAGAGUGAAAAACCACCACCACCUAAGAAAAAGGCAGUAGGACGACCAAGGAAGCAUCCUGUCCCAGCUGAAACCAAUGGACAAGGACAGAAGAAGAAGAAGACAAGCUCUGUUGACAAAGCACAAAGGGAGAUAAGCCAAAAUAAAAAGUCUGAUAAAACCACAGCACAGAUUCAGCCAUAUCAGGCAAAUGAAACAAGCAAAAAGGAUUGUAGUCCAGAAGAUCUGACAGUGAAGAAGACCCCGUCUGCGCAGGGGUCAGCAAGAGGACAUAAAGAAUCCUGGACUGCACAAUUAUCUUCCACAAUUGCUUCGCCCCCCUCCAUUGAGAGGAUGAGAUCAAAUGAAAAACUAUCAACAAAGAUAAGGUCCCAUACUACACCUCUCCGUUCUUUAUCCAUUUCUCCAAUUGAACCUGAGCCUCCUAAACUAGAGCCGCUCAGGCCCGUCAGAGACAUCAAGACACCAUCAUGUAAGACAUCAGGGAUUAAACAUGCUGUGAAACCUCCCUUUCUCUCCACCACAACCACCAAAUGCGCUAGACAGAAGUCACCUGAUGCUCAGCAGGAUGUGCUUAGUCCGGUCCAGUCAUUACUUAGUCCAUCUCAGCCCUUCAUCACCCCGACAGGCAUGGAUAAAACCACUCUGUCCUCCCCACUCAUAUCAGCAGACCUUCACGAGGAGCAGAGAGGCGUCAUGAAUAAGACCAGUCCAGCAUCUUACGACAGAAGGUCCAUAAUUUCGGUCACAAUGAGUCAAUCUUCUCACGUAUCUGUGAGCAAUAUGGCCUUGAUCUGCACUGAGCUGGAGAAAACACCAGCAAGCCGUCGAGGAAAUACGAAGGAUGAGAAACCAGAAUUUAAGUCAGGUCCAACAAUCAUCUAUAAUCCUCCCAGCUCGUGUCACUCAGCUAGUCUAUCAGAAAGAGAAGAGGAUAGUGAGGAAGACAAAGAGAACAAGCCUCCAUCUCCCACCCAGCUAGCUAAGAAAAUGAAGCCAAGAAAGCUGUUCAAGGCUAAUGACAAACACGGACAACGGAACAAAAGUCCAAAUGUCAAACAGCCUGUAAAGAAUCAGAGCAGCUCAGAGGAAGAAGACGAGGAGAUAACAGAAGAAGCAGAUAACAGAAGAAAGAAAAGUUACCAGAAUAAAAGAGCCAGAGAAACAACUAAAUUCACUGAAGAUAUGGAGACAGUGCCGUCCCGUAUGAAAUCGAAAUGCAGGCAGACUGUUGUGGAGGAAGACGCACAUCAGAACCAGCCUGCUCAGGAGGUGGGCUAUAUCUGCCAUCAGUUCACCUCAGAGCUUAAGAGGAAGAUCAAGAUUCGCUCAAGGAAAAUGGAUCUGUACACCAGGCAGUCUAUAAAGACAUUUCAGCAGCAUAUGUUCUCUGUCCGAGUCAAAGUACAGCAGUACAGUUCUCAGAAGCUAGAGAAAGUUAAACAAGUCCUAUUGGGUGAAAUAAAAAGCCUGGAGCAGGAUGACAACGCUCUAAGGAACAUGGAGGAGGAACUGAUGACGCACUGGAAAAAACAGGCCUUGUCUUUCCACACAUACCAAGAGAAAGGAGCCAAUAGACUAGAGCAUUUGAAAAGCACAUUUGAGACGGAUGCGUGUGAUAGUCAACAAAAUGAGGAACAAAUCUUUGUCUCUGAGAUGUCUUUAAUGAAGAACAACUUGAAGUCAAUUCAGGAGCGCUUCUUUAAAGAAAUGCAAGAGGAAGAGUUGUUGAGUGUGAGGCGAGGAUUACAAACCUUGUUCCUUCCAGAUGCAUCUCGAUUCUGACCUGAGAACUGCUGUAUUUGGGGUGAUGUUAAAACAUGUUUGCAUGUUUAAAUAUAUUGCAAAUGUUAUGUUAUUUUAAAAAGCUUUUUUCUUCAAAUUUGAAUUUUUACUAGAAAGCUUGAAUAAGUGGUUUGCACAUGUAUUUACAUGUUUUAAUUUGAGUAAUAGUUGUGAAAAGCCACUUUCUUUCAAAAUAAGUAAAUGGUAGGAAAGUAAUGUAAAAAGAAAUGCAUUUAUUUGUUAACUAAUGAACAGAUUUAUGUGUGUGAAACGUUCUUCAAGUAUUAAUUUGACGUGAUAUAAGCAUGUUGUAUGUAUUCAUAGCAGCCAUGUAACAGGAAUGUUUUGUUGUAUUUUCUCAUUCAGAUUCAGUCAUUUCUGAAAGCAUCUAAGCUCAAAAUAUUUUUUUUAAUUCAGGGCCUUGAUAAUCCUGGGGUUCAAUUUACAUAAGAGAGUUGUUUAAAAGUAGGCACUUGUUUAACAAAUAUCAUUUAGACAACAUCUGCAUAUUAUAUUAUUAGAUUGUGUAACUUAAAGUUUUUUUAAAUUAAUUUAUGUAUUUAUGAAUUAUUAAGUCCUUUGUAAAUGAUAUAGGCAAAGCACAGUGUUAUUCCUAUUUUUCAUGUCAGACAACUGAAAAUAAAUUGUUUUAAACUU